CGCGCUGUUUGGAACUUUGUUUCAAAAGAACGUGGGGGUGUUGCAUCGCGCCUGAAGUUCUGAAUAAGAUGACGCAUGACGUUCUCAGCAAUGUUUUGAUUCUCUCGAUCGUGACGUCACCGGCAAUACUAUACAAAAAUGGUUCCUACUUAGUUUGGCAUCGGAAGGCAAAGUGUUUUCAAACUUUAAAUGGUACAGUUUCGACAAAAUGAAGGGCUAAAUUGGUAAAACUGGCGAAAGCUCCAAAAAAAUGGAGGCGCAUGCAGAAUCUGGACGCAGACUGCGCACCAUCAGUAGGAGAAUGUACGACGAAAACGAAGACCUCUCUGAUGUGGAGGAGAUCGCAAACAUCCGAAGUUUUAAUUUGGAAGAGAAGCUUAGAAGCGAAUCUUACAACGCCAGCUAUGUGAUGUCGAUGGAAGGAAAAGAUUUUACCUAUGGUUACGUGCAAAGGGAAGCACUCCGGGUUCCUCUCAUAUUUAAAGCCAAAGAUGGACUGGGGAUAAAUAUGCCAGACAGUGACUUUAACGUCAGUGAAGUUAAAGGACUAGUAGGAAGCCGUCGAGCGGUGGACGUGAUGGACGUCAGCACCCAGAAGGGGACGGAGAUGAGCAUGGCGCAGUUCGUCAGAUAUUACGAGACCCCCGAGGCUGAGAGAGACCGGCUCUUCAAUGUCAUCAGCCUGGAGUUCAGCCACACUAAACUGGAGAACCUGAUCAAGCGGCCCAUUGUGGUUGAUUUGGUCGACUGGGUGGACAACAUGUGGCCACAGCACUUAAAGGAGAAACAGAUUGAAGCCACAAAUGCCAUUUCAGAGAUGAAGUACCCCAAAGUUCAAAAGUACUGCUUGAUGAGUGUGAAGGGCUGCUACACUGACUUUCACAUUGAUUUCGGGGGCACAUCUGUGUGGUACCACAUUCACAGGGGAGGGAAGGUGUUCUGGUUAAUUCCUCCAACGCCUCAUAAUUUGGAGCUGUACGAGGAGUGGGUCCUGUCCGGGAAGCAGAGCGAUGUGUUUCUGGGAGACCGAGUCGAUGGGUGCGAGAGGAUUGAACUGAAGCAAGGAUACACGUUCUUCAUCCCAUCAGGAUGGAUCCAUGCAGUCUACACUCCGGAGGACACUUUGGUGUUUGGAGGCAACAUUCUGCAUAGCUUUAACAUUCCCAUGCAGCUGACCAUCUAUGAGAUUGAAAACAGGACAAAGGUUCAUGCCAAAUUCCGCUACCCUUUCUACUAUGAGAUGUGCUGGUAUGUCUUGGAGAGAUACGUGUACUGCUUGACUAAACGCUCUCAUCUCAUCAAGGACUUCCGGAGGGAUUCAAUGCUAAUUGAUGCAGAGAGGAAACCGAGCACAGAGAGCUUCUCUUCGGAUUCUCGACUAGACAUGGACGAGGAGUCGGGCGACGCCCAGGUGACAGAGGAGGGGCUGGAGAAGAGCGUCCGGUCCUCGCUGGACGACUCCUGCUCCCCAGAGACCAAAGACAAGAAACACAAACCAUCGGGUGGCGGUGGUCGCCACUUGAAACGGACUCUGUCAAACGACUCGGACGACAGCACCAAGUCAACCACGCCGCUGGACUUUCCCAAGACUCCGUCGGGAUCCCCCGUUUCAGAAGCGUCAAACAAGUGGACCCACCUGACGGAGUUCGAGCUCAAAGGGCUGAAGGCGCUGGUGGAGAAGCUGGAGUCCCUGCCGGAGAACAAGAAGUGUGUCCCUGAGGGGAUCGAGGACCCGCAGGUGCUGCUGGAGGACAUGAAGGUUGUUCUGAAGGAGCACGCAGAUGACGACCCCAAGCUGGCUAUUACGGGGGUGCCUGUGGUGUGCUGGCCCAAGAAGACAGUGAAGCAGAGGGGUGGGGGGAGGCCGAAGGGGAAGCUGGGUGCCUCGGCGGCGGUCAAGCUGGCCGCAAACAGAGCCUCUGCGGGGGCGCGGCGGAGGAGGACGCGAUGCCGCAAGUGUGAGGCCUGCCUGCGGACCGAGUGCGGGGAGUGCCACUUCUGCAAGGACAUGAAGAAGUUCGGGGGUCCGGGCAGGAUGAAGCAGUCCUGCAUCAUGAGGCAGUGCAUCGCGCCUGUGCUCCCCCACACCGCCGUGUGUCUGGUCUGUGGAGAGGCUGGCAAGGAGGACACUGUGGAGGUCGAGGAGGACAAGUUCAACGUCAUGCUGAUGGAAUGUUCCAUUUGUAACGAGAUCGUGCACCCUGGCUGCCUGAAGGUGAAGGACGCAGGCGGAGUGGUGAACGACGAGCUUCCCAACUGCUGGGAGUGUCCGAAAUGCAACCAUGCCGGGAAGACAGGGAAACAAAAGAGAGGUCCAGGGUUUAAGUACGCCUCCAACCUGCCUGGAUCACUGCUGAAGGAGCAGAGAGUGAGCCGGGACACCAAGGAGGAGACGGAGGCUGCCGCGCCUGCCAGAAGGAAGGUGGAGUGCGAGGAGACUCCCAAACGCAAAGCCCAAGAGGAGCCGGCCAAGAAACGAGCGCCUCCAACGCCAGACGCCCUGCCCAGGAGGAAAACUGAUGAGGGGCCGCUGAGGAGGAAGAGGAGGCAGUUUGAUGACAGCACCGAGCCCAGCAUCAGGAAAAAGCUGAAACUCGUAAAGGAGUUCAGGAGAAAGAGGAGAUCUUGGAAGACCCCAGACGACCGCGCACUGAUUCCCAAACCUCUGCGGCAGAUCAAAACCGAGCCGGAGGAGGAGGAGGAAGAAGAGGAGGAGGAGGAGGAGGAGGAAGAGGAGCAGGAGAGGGAGGAGGAAGAGGAAGGCUGCUGGGAGGGAGGGGGGGAUCUCUCCGAUCGCACCCUGAAGACGAGAGAGAGCGACCAGUCCCGCUCCAGCUCUCCGCGGGCCGGGCCCAGCAGCGAGGGAGGCAACGAGCCCCACGAGAAGGGCAGGCUUCGGGCGCGGCGGAAACGCAGGCUGGCCAACAAGGAACUGAGCAAAGAGCUGAGCAAGGAGCUCAACCUGGAGAUCCAGAAGACAGAGGACUGCCUGGCCCACGAGAACUGCCAGGCGCUGAAAUCGGAGCCGGAGAGCGAGAGCGAAGAGCCCAAGAGGAACAAUGGCAGCAGCAGGAGCGCGCGGCUGCACAGGAGCGCCCGGGAGAACGGGAACACGAGAGAGCUGAGGAACCAUCGCCGACUCCAGCAGCUUUCCCCCCCCAGCACCCCCGUGUCUCCCGUGUCUGCCCGCCCCCCCUCCUCUCACUCCCCCCCGAAGUGCAUGCAGAUGGAGCGUCAUGUGAUCCGGCCGCCGCCCAUCAGUCCGCCUCCCGACUCCCUGCCGCUGGAAGACGGGGAGGUGCAUGUGAUGCGCAGGGAGGUGUGGAUGGGCGUGUUCGGGUACCUGUCCCACAAGGAGCUGUGUGUCUGCAUGAGAGUCUGCAAGACCUGGAAUCGAUGGUGUUGUGACAAGAGGUUCUGGACAAAAAUCAAUCUGAACCGGUGCAAAUCAAUCACUCCUCUGAUGCUCAGCGGCAUCAUCAGGAGACAGCCUGUGACCCUGGACCUCAGCUGGACGAAUAUAUCAAAAAAACAAUUAAGCUGGCUCAUUAAUAGAUUACCAGGUCUGCGGGUGCUGCUGUUAUCGGGGUGCUCCUGGGUGGCAGUGUCUGCACUUUGCACGUCUAACUGCCCCUUGCUGCGGACCUUGGACGUCCAGUGGGUCGAAGGGUUAAAAGACACUCAGAUGAGAGACCUGCUCUCGCCCCCAACUGACAACAGACCAGGUCAAAUAGACAAUCGGAGUAAACUGCGGAAUGUUGUAGACUUGCGUCUGGCGGGAUUGGAUAUUACGGACGCUUCGCUUCGUCUUAUAAUCAGACACAUGCCUUUACUUUCCAAACUGGAUCUCAGUUACUGUAACCACAUAACUGACCAGUCUAUUAACAUUCUAACUGCAGUGGGUACCACCACUCGGGAUUCCCUAACAGAGAUUAAUCUGUCAGUUUGCAAUAGGGUUACUGACCAGUGCCUGACCUACUUCAAACGCUGUGGAAACAUCUGUCACGUUGACUUGCGGUACUGCAAACAAGUGAGCAAGGAAAGCUGUGAACAGUUCAUAGCAGAGAUGUCUGUAAGCGUACAGUUUGGACUGGUAGAGGAAAAACUACUGCAAAAACUGAGCUAGUUAAUAAUGGACAUUUUAUAGGACUUAAAAACAAAACAAACAAACAAAAAAAAAACUGGAAUCAUUUCAGAUGGAGCAGCAGCACAUGCACACUCUGAAAUUCAAUUACGUUUUAAACUUCACGGGAUUAUUCACGUAUUGAGCGAGACUUAAAAAAAAAAAAACUAAACAAAAAAAACAAACAUGCAUUUAGUUGCAACUGAAGAUUCAAGAUCAGAGUUCAUACUAGUCUACAUUCUGGAUAUUAAACAAGUUCAAGGAAAUGGAUGCAUACUGUUGUACUGUCCAAGUUUCAGAUGGGCUUUUAUAGCUUGUACAGACACUGGGCAAAACUUGGCUUUGUGGAAUGAAUGUCAAUAAAAGCAUGUCUUUUGUACUGUUAA
Acipenser ruthenus (sterlet) is the source of this 4509-nucleotide messenger RNA. RefSeq names its product lysine-specific demethylase 2B-like. Lineage: Eukaryota; Metazoa; Chordata; Actinopteri; Acipenseriformes; Acipenseridae. Gene Ontology annotation, molecular function: zinc ion binding; histone demethylase activity; protein binding. The record is from RefSeq and is a predicted model, not a curated record. Gene Ontology annotation, biological process: protein demethylation; regulation of transcription by RNA polymerase II. The transcript has 22 exons. The coding region runs from base 251 to 4126 and encodes 1291 amino acids.